Molecule: messenger RNA, 1126 nt
Organism: Neocloeon triangulifer
Lineage: Eukaryota; Metazoa; Arthropoda; Insecta; Ephemeroptera; Baetidae
Product: chymotrypsin-2-like
Exons: 7
Coding region: 80-859 (259 amino acids)
Biological process (GO): proteolysis
Molecular function (GO): serine-type endopeptidase activity
Source: RefSeq, a predicted model, not a curated record
AAAAGAGGCACACAUGAAACAGUCGUGAAGUGAAUUUGAGCAGACCAGCUCCCUUCAAAUUUGAGUCAUUGUUUAUAAAAUGAAUUGGCUCGCAUUUUUGCUCGUCGUUGCUGUAACUGCAACUCGCAACACUUCAGCCAGAAUUAUAUUGCCAAAAAUUUCGGGUGGAACCGAUCUUCCUCAAGGACAACUUCCAUACAUGGUGUCCAUUCAAUAUGCCAAUCCAUUGAACAAUAGUUCCAGAGAGCACAUCUGCGGUGCAACAAUAGUGAAUGAAAAUUGGGCUUUGACAGCAGCCGGUUGCAUCAUUGGUCCAUCUUUUAUUGACACGCACGCUAUUUUCUCUGGCUCUGUGGAUUUGCAAACUGGCGGCCGAGAGCACCGGUUGACGCAGGCUGAUGUGCACGAGAACUACUCAUUUUUCCCACAAAUCCAAAAUGACAUUGCCGUUAUUAGGGUCGACCCACCAUUUGAUUUCUCUCUACCGACGGAGGAAAGUCAAGUUCCUCUCCCUCCAGUUGGCUUUGAUGCGCUAGAAGGGGCCACGGCAUUUGUAUUUGGUUGGGGACAACCCACGCCAAACUUGGCAAAUAUGCAGCUCCUACAGAUUGCCGAAAUCACAGUCAUCUCUGACGAAACUUGCAGUGGCGUACAGAAUAGCCCUGCCACUGAAAUGUGCGCUGGCACUGCUGAAGGAAAUACCGGCACUUGCUAUGGUGACAAUGGUGGACCCUUGGUUGUGGACGCGGUUCAGGCGGGAAUCGUGUCGUGGUCAGUGGCCUGCGGGACAACCCAACCGUCCGUGUUCACUCAGGUGUCCGCUUACUUGGACUGGAUAAGUGAACACACGGCUAACUAGGUACCGGGAGAUCUUUCCCGGUUUCAAGAUACUUUAUUCUUUAAAAAAAAAUUGAAUACCAGAAUUGGCAAAAAUUUAUCAAAGCUUUUUUAUUAAUGGAUAGUUAUGUAUAUAUAUUGGAUGUUGUUUGUUAAAAAAAAAAUUAAUAUUAAGUGAAAGUCUAAAAUCCAUUUACUUUAAAAAAAAUAUUUCUCUAAUUUUGGUCCCAAUCCUGCUACUCUUUUCCAUGAAAAUUGAAAAUAAAAAUGAAACAAAUUCAAGUACUGA